This is a messenger RNA of Chrysemys picta bellii (western painted turtle), 3302 nucleotides long. Lineage: Eukaryota; Metazoa; Chordata; Testudines; Emydidae. The record is from RefSeq and is a predicted model, not a curated record.
CUGCGCCCUGGGUCCCCUCCCCGAGGCGGGGCUGGGCUCCGCGACUCCCCGUGCGCCCUGGGUCCCCUCCCCGAGGCGGGGCUGGGCUCCGCGACUCCCCGUGCGCCCUGGGUCCCCUCCCCGAGGCGGGGCUGGGCUCCGCGACUCCCCCUGCGCCCUGGGUCCCCUCCCCGAGGCGGGGCUGGGCUCCGCGACUCCCCCUGCGCCCUGGGUCCCCUCCCCGAGGCGGGGCGCAGGGCGGGGCCGCCGGGGAGCCGUGCGCUCUCUCCUGUCUCCGCACCCCGGGCAGGGCUGGUGGUAUUGGUGCCUCCUUGCGCGGCGCGCUCCAGGGCUGCUUUUUGCCUCUCUCCCCAAGGCGCUCGGGUGGUUUCAGAGCCUUCUCCGGGCCGGGCCGUGCCGGGGAGCCCGAACCUCCGUGGCUGGUUCUCUCCCUCCGUCCAGGAUGACGGUGAAACUGGACUUCGAGGAGUGUCUGAAGGACUCUCCCCGGUUCAGGUGGGUCUCUCGCUGGGGCGGGGCAGUCCGGUUCGGUCCCGGUGCCGGUUCUCCUUCCACCCACUGGUCUCCAACCUCCUCUUCCCCCGGGGCGGCUUGUGCGCUUUUACGCAUCUCACCGUGCGCCUCUGGCGUUGGUGCCAAGCCGUGCCGGGGCGGGAAGCAAGAACAGGGGUGGGGGGAGUGCCUGGAAAAAUUCUCCGACAGCCUCAACCAAAUGAUUGACAACCAAGUGGAGCUUCUGGACAGCACCCAGCACUCAUCCCGGCAGCACAUCUAUACCCUGGUGAAAGAGGACGUGAAGCGGUUCAAGGAGGCACGGAAGGAGUUCGAGCGGGGAAGUGAGGGGCUGGCCAGCGCCCUGCACCACAACGCCGAGGUGCCGCGCCGGAAGCAGCACGAGGCAGAGGAGGCCGCCCUGGCCCUGCAGGCUGCCCGCACCAGCGCCCGCGCCCGCGCCCUCGACUACGUCCUCCAGGUGGGCACCGGCGCACGAGUGUGUCUGGGAUCGGUUGUGUUGGAAACGGUCCCUGGCGGAUCUGGUCAGCACCACCGACCAGGGGAACGGGGGGCAGUGCGUUGCCAGGCCGUGACCCCCCCGUCUGCCCCCCAGAUGCUGGCGGUGAUGGAGGCCCAGGCCUGCUGCCUGGAGCAGGGGCACCGACUGACACAGCAGCUGGAGAAAUAUCGCCGGGAACUGGCCGCCCAGCUGCACCAGCUGGUCCUGGAGUCGGCGCGGGAGAAGCGGGACAUGGAGCAGAGACACGCCAUGAUCAAACAGAAGGACCUGUCCCAGGACGAGGCGGUGCUGGAGGGGCGCGGGGAGGCGCCGGACGGGGUGGUGAUGGAGGGGUACCUCUACAAGCGAGCCAGCAAUGCCUUCAAGACAUGGAGCAGGCGCUGGUUCUCCAUCCAGAGCAAUCAGCUGGUGUAUCAGAAACGGGCCAAGGACGUGCUGACGGUGGUGGUGGAAGAUCUGCGGCUCUGCACCGUCAAACCCUGCCCCGACCACGAGCGGCGCUUCUGCUUCGAAGUCGUGUCCCCCUCCAAGAGCUGCCUGCUGCAGGCCGACUCGGACAGACACCAGCAGGCCUGGCUGACGGCCGUGCAGAACAGCAUCGCCUCGGCCUUCAGCGAGGGGCGGGCCGAGCCCCCCGGCCAGGUAUGGACUCCCCCGGGGAAACCUCCAUCCCCUCCGCCUCCAGCCAGGGGCGGGCCGAGCCCCCCGGCCAGGUACGGACCCCCCCAGGGACACCCCCAUCCCCUCUGCCUCCAGCCAGGGGCGGGCCGAGCCCCCCGGCCAGGUACGGACCCCCCCAGGGACACCCCCAUCCCCUCUGCCUCCAGCCAGGGGCGGGCCGAGCCCCCCGGCCAGUGCUCCCCCCGCCUGGGCAUCACGCUCUGCUUCGAGUGCUCCGGCAUCCACCGGAGCCUGGGGGUCCAUUUCUCCAAGGUUCGCUCCCUGACGCUCGACUCCUGGGAGCCGGAGCUCGUCAAGCUGAUGUGCGAACUGGGGAACGGAGCCCUGAACCGCAUCUACGAGGCGCGUGUGGAUGAGAUGACCGUCAAGAGACCCCAACCCGGCUGCUCCCGCGCCCCCCCCCUUUGCCCCGCUCCAGAGCCGGGGGAGGCCGGCUCCCCCCCUGAAGACCUGCGCAGCCUCCACCCAGGGGCGCUGCUCUACUGGGCCGCUGGCCACCAGAACCUGCCCACCAUGGCCGACGCCCUGGCCCAUGGCGCCGACGUCAACUGGGUCAACACUGCCGAGGACAGCCGGACCCCCCUGCUGCAGGCCGUGGCUGCGAAUUCCCUGCUGGCCUGCGAGUUUCUGCUGCAGAACGGAGCCAACGUCAACCAGGCGGACAGUGCCGGGCAGGGGCCCCUGCACCACGCCACCAUCCUGGGCCACACUGGGCUGGCCUGCCUGUUCCUCAAGCGGGGGGCCAAUCUGAACGCGGUCGACAUGGAGGGGAAGGACCCGCUCUCCAUCGCCAUAGACACGGCCAACGCUGAUAUCGUCACCCUGCUGCGGCUGGCCAAGAUGCGGGAGGCGGAGGUCGCGCAGGGACAGUCAGGCGACGAGACCUACCUCGACAUCUUCCGGGACUUCUCCCUGAUGGCGUCCGACAAUCCCGAGAAGUUGACCCGCCGAGACCUGAAACUCACCACCCUCUAGCGCCCCCCCUGGGGGGGCACCACCGUGCCACCGUGUGUGUGUGUGUGUGUGCGGCGGGGGGGGAUCCCCUCCUGGGGAUCCCCUCCCCCACCCCUGGCUCCUCCCCCUUCCCCGGCUGGGAGGGGCAGCGAAGCAGCAGGGAUUUCUUCCCCCCCCCCUCCGCCGCCCCUGGGCUGCUUUCUUAAUGACCAUAAUCCCCCCCAUUCUUCUGCUGUGACUCUUGGAUGGGGGCAAUAGGGGAUAGGGGCCAAUCUCCCAUCGCCCCCUCUUCUGCCCCCCAUCACAUGCCCCCAGAUCGCCCCCUCAUUAUAAGGCAGGGGCUUAUCCCUGCCCCCACCUCCAUUAUGGGGAGGGGCUUCUCCCUGGCCCCCCUUCUGGCCCCCAGAUACCACCCCCCCCGUUUAUAGGGCUAAUCCCAUAUCCCCACCCAUCCUAUUUAUUAUUUCUAUGGGACCAUCCUCCCUGUUCGUUGUUUUAACCCCCCCCCAUGUACAUGCACAUGGCUCCCCUCCUCCGGUUGAGGCAUGGUGGGGGGACCCCGUCUUUGAAUGGAGGGGAAGGGGGAGCAGCGGGAGAUCUGGGCAUCUGUACAAAGCUGGCAUGCAAUAAACAGACCAGGCUGCAAUAUCAA